Messenger RNA from Nanorana parkeri, 1099 nucleotides. It is a transcript of the gene BSG, whose product is annotated as basigin (Ok blood group). Gene Ontology annotation, molecular function: cell adhesion molecule binding. The coding region runs from base 55 to 861 and encodes 268 amino acids. Gene Ontology annotation, cellular component: cell-cell junction. The record is from RefSeq and is a predicted model, not a curated record. NCBI's taxonomy places the organism in Eukaryota, Metazoa, Chordata, Amphibia, Anura, Dicroglossidae. Gene Ontology annotation, biological process: cell-cell adhesion. The transcript has 8 exons.
AGCGGACAAAGUGGUGAGCAGUGACUUUGAGUGACCCGGAGUUCAGGCCGCACGAUGGCCAGCUUCGCACUGAUCGCGGUGCCCGCCGUGCUGCUCUUCCUCUGCGGGAGAGGAGCGGACAGCUCAGAUCCACAUAUUGUAACAAGUUAUCCAAAUAUAACUGGAGAUUUGCUCACCUGCAAUUUAACAGACUCCAUGCUUCCCAUUUCUGGUCACCAGUGGCUUAAGGGAUCCAAAGUGAUACAUGAAGAUGAAGAUUCCUCCCAAAUUACAACCCACAAUAUUACUGGUGUGAACGCAGACACCUCUGGGCAAUACACAUGCAAGUUCCUGACUUCUCCUGAAGUGUAUGCAGUGAUUGACAUAACAGUUCCACCUAAUGUUGUGGCCUACAAGAAAGCAGAACAUGGCAAUGAAGGAGACACGGGAGUGUUGACCUGCAAAAGUAACUCCUUCCCUAAUGUAGAGGAGUGGACAUGGUACAUGGUGUCAGAAGAUGGAUCUCAGCCCAUCGUGAACGGGACAGAACGUUAUUUAAUUAAGUCCAGUGGAAACAAGACAGAGCUACGUAUUCACCAUCUGGACAUUGAAAAGGAUCAGGGUGAAUAUAUUUGCAAUGGAUCCAAUAUACAUGGUAGCAAUGGAGCCACCGUUGCUCUGCGUGUGCGUAGCCGUCUUGCUGCUCUCUGGCCUUUCCUUGGCAUCGUAGCUGAAGUUCUGAUCCUAGUAACCAUCAUCUUUAUCUAUGAAAAGAGGAGAAAGCCCGAUGAUGUGCCUGAAGAUGACGACAGUGGAUCUGCUCCUCUGAAAAGCAAUGCUGGUGCAAAUAAUGACACUGUGCGACAGAGGAACUCCAGCUGAGUUGCAGGUGAAGACUACUACACUUAGAACAAGCUCUGGAGUUUUGCACUCAGUUCAUUGGAUUCCCUGUCCCGUGACCUUCCAAUUAUAAUUGACAAUUCCUCUUGUGUUUUUAUGUAUUUUCUGUGUAAUACCUAGACAAUUGGCUUGACACAUAAGCUAUACUGCAGGAUUUGAUGUGCAUGUGGUUCUAGUUUUGCUGACGGGCUACUUGUUCUAGAUACUGGUGUAAUAGUUG